This is a messenger RNA of Symbiodinium sp. CCMP2456, 2379 nucleotides long. The record is from the annotation of a GenBank genome assembly. NCBI's taxonomy places the organism in Eukaryota, Dinophyceae, Suessiales, Symbiodiniaceae.
AUGUGGGACUCGAAGGUAAGCGACUGGGAUAUCGUGGACCGCACACCCUACAAGAAGGACGUGCUGAAGCAGCUCGCCGAGGCCUGCCGGCGGCACGAUCUAAAGCUGUUCUUCUACCAUUCGCACCUCGACUGGCAUCACCCCGAGUACUUCCCGGUGGGGCAGACCGGCCGCAACUCGGGCCGGCCCGAAUCGGGAGACUUCGACGAGUACCUCGACGACAUGGACGCCCAGCUCACCGAGCUUUUGGGCGGCGAUUACGGCGACGUGGCGGGCGUUUGGUUCGACGGCUGGUGGGACCAGCAAUCGAAACGCUUCGAGGACACCCGCGACGCAUCCGUUCGCGACACUCGCAUCAAUUGGCGGCUAGAGCAGACGUACGCCCUGAUCCAUCGCUUGCAGCCGGCCGCUUUGGUGGGUAACAACCACCACAUCGCGCCGUUUGCGGGCGAGGAUUUCCAGAUGUUCGAGCGUGACCUGCCCGGUCAGAACAAGGGCGGCCAUAGCUCCGACGCGGUGAUCGGGGACUUGCCGCUGGAGACCUGUGACACGAUUAACGGCGCCUGGGGCUACAACGCCGGCGACAAGGGCCACAAGAGCGUCGAACAACUCGUUACUUACCUCGUGCGAUCGGCGGGGAUGAACGCCAACCUGCUGCUGAACGUCGGCCCCAAGCCCGACGGCACGAUCGACGACGUUUCGGCCGAGCGGCUUCGCGGCAUGGGCGAGUGGCUCGAGCAGUACGGCGAGACGAUCUACGGCACGCGCGGCGGCCCCGUCGCGGCGCAGGAGUGGGGGGUCACCACAAAGAAGCCGGGGGUCGUCUACGUCCACAUCCUGAAGAAACCAGAGGCCGACGCGGACGGCUGGACGCACCUCUCCGGCGCCGGCAAGCUGGCCGCACGGCUGCUGAAGGUUCUCAGUACGGGGGUCGAGGUUCCGAGCCGCAUCGGCGCGGGGGAUGAUCUGUUUGUUCGAUUGCCCAAGACCGACGCGGCGACGAUCGACCUUGUGCUGAUGGCCACGGAAGCGGAGGGCCUCUCCGUGGAAGCUUACGUCGAGAUCCUCAUCAUCUUUUGCCUGAUCCUGCUUAACGGGUUCUUCUCAGGCGCGGAGCUGGCGAUCCUCACAGCGAAGCGGAAUCGGCUGGAGCAGGCGUCGGAGGAGGGGAGCACAGGGGCCAAGGCGGCGCUGUCGCUCUUGGGGGACACCAACCGGUUUCUCUCGGCGGUGCAGAUCGGAAUUACCGGCGUCGGCACUCUCGCAGCGGCCUAUGGCGGCGCCAAUCUGGUGCGGGAGUUCUCCGACUGGCUCUCGCUGACCCCCGGCACGUUUGCCGCCCGCUAUAGCCAAGUGAUCGCGCUGGCGACGAUCACCGGUUCGAUCGCGUUCGGGUCGCUGGUGAUCGGCGAACUUGUGCCGAAGCGGCUCGCGCUCGCCUAUUCCGAGACGCUGGCAAAGUUCGUCUCGUUGCCGAUGCUGCUGUUGAGCUACGUGGCGACGCCCUUCAUCGCGGUGCUGGGAUUCGUCACCAACGCGGUGCUGCGGGUGUUCCGCGUCAAGGACGGCGGCGAGGCGCUCGUCACGCUUGACGACAUCGCCCACCUCGUCGAGACCGGUCGCGAGCAGGGGGUCCUCCGGCUGGCCGAGGAAGACAUCCUGCUUGAAGCUUUGCAGCUCCGCACACGGCGGGUCCGCGACAUCAUGCGGCCGCGCGUCGAUAUCGACGCGGUGGAUGUCGAGACGCCCGUCGAUGAAAUCAUCGGCGUGGUCGCGAUGUCGGGAUUUUCGCGGCUGCCGGUGUACGAGGGUAGCACGGACAACAUCCUGGGCUUCGUCUACAACAAGGACGUGCUCCAGCAGAUGCACCUCAAACGCAGCAUUGAGAUCCGCAAGAUCCUCCGCAAGCCGCUCUUCAUCCCGGAGAGUUUGACGCUAGAGCGGUUGCUCGUAGCGUUUCAAGCAGAACGCACCCAGUUGGCCAUCGUGCUCGACGAGUUCGGCGGCACGCGCGGGAUGGUGACGUUUGAGGAUGUGCUCGAAGAGCUGGUCGGUGAGAUCCACGACGAGCAUCGGCACGACGACGAGCAACUUGUCGUCCAGCGCAACGACCACAGUUGGCUGGUCGAUGGUCGUAUCGGCAUGCACGAGUUGCUUGAGCAACUGCCCGAGAAGACCUCUCUCGGGGCCGAGGUCAGCAGCGUCAACACCGUUAGCGGCUUGGUGAUGGCGGUCCUGGAAUCCGUGCCGAGUGUCGGCGAUCAAGCCGUCUGCGGGGAUGUGACGAUCGAGAUCGUCGAUAUGGACGGGCCGCGCAUCGACCGGUUGCUGAUCACGCUGUCGCCACCGCCCGAUUCCGAAGCUCCGGCGGCCCCGUGA